GUGUGUGGUGUGCUGUAAAUGUGGCAUUUGGCUAGAAAUUUCUCAUUAAUAAGCUUUCAGGGCAACAGCUAGCAUGUAAAAAUAUCCGCUCUGAUCAAGAUAAAUAAUAUAAAAAAGACAAACAUGCUAAGGCUCAUUCAUUGGCUCUUCCUCAUAUGUGUAGGACUCGGAGUGAGAGCAGGCCACCACCCAGAUCAUCAUGAUAUACCAUCCGAGUGUACAUUACCAGCGGAACUUGGAUCCUGCACAUUCCCUCCCAGUAAACGCUGGUAUUUCGAUAUAAAAUCCGAAACCUGUAAGAAGUUUUGGUAUACAUGUGGAGGAAAUAGUAAUAAUUUCCUGUCUCGCGAAGAAUGCAUUGGAGUGUGUACAAAUGUUUGUAGUUUGCCUGUAGUAAUUGGAACAGGUUGGGGAACUAUGAGAAGAUAUUACUUCAACAAAAAGGAGAAUAGAUGUAAACAUUUCAUGUGCGCUGGAAAAGGAAGGAACGGCAAUAACUUUCCCAGUAUCGAAAAAUGUCAAAAUACAUGCAUGAGUAUUUGUAAACUACCAUUUGAUGUGGCCCAUGUGAGGGCGCUUUUCCGCGCUUUUACUACGAUUAUAAAUCGCAGGAUGCAGAGAUUCACUUAUGGAGGGUGUCUCGGAAACAGAAAUAAUUUUAAGACUAUCCAGUAUUGUCAAAAGGCAUGCGGGAAUUUUCAAAAUUCUCCCCAAUGUAUGUCAGCCACCGACAAAUCUUGUUCAAGACUUGCUAACAAGUUUUUUCCUUUAUAUUUUCAAAUAUAUUACUUCAACAAAAAGGAGAAUAGAUGUAAACAUUUCAUGUGCGCUGGAAAAGGAAGGAACGGCAAUAACUUUCCCAGUAUCGAAAAAUGUCAAAAUACAUGCAUGAGUGUUUGUAAACUACCAUUUGAUGUUGGCCCAUGUGAGGGCGCUUUUCCGCGCUUUUACUACGAUUAUAAAUCGCAGGAAUGCAGGAGAUUCACUUAUGGAGGGUGUCUCGGAAACAGAAAUAAUUUUAAGACUAUCCAGUAUUGUCAAAAGGCAUGCGGGAAUUUUCAAAAAUACGUACGUACACAAACAUCAACAAAACGAAUAGUGCUGGAACACUCCCAUCAAAGCACCUGUCAGGUGUGUACAAAUGUUUGUAGUUUGCCUGUAGUAAAUGGAACAGGUUGGGAAACUAUGAGAAGAUAUUACUUCAACAAAAAGGAGAAUAGAUGUAAACAUUUCAUGUGCGCUGGAAAAGGAAGGAACGGCAAUAACUUUCCCAGUAUCGAAAAAUGUCAAAAUACAUGCAUGAGUGUUUGUAAACUACCAUAUGAUGUUGGCCAAUGUCGUGGCUAUUUUCCGCGCUUUUACUACGAUUAUAAAUCGCAGGAAUGCAGGAGAUUCACUUAUGGAGGGUGUCUCGGAAACAGAAAUAAUUUUAAGACUAUCCAGUAUUGUCAAAAGGCAUGCGGGAAUUUUCAAAGUUAAAAUAUUUCCAGUUACAGGGAUGUGUCAUUGAAUCAAAAAUCAGCGAAAGGACGCUUGAUUUUCUUACUGAAAUUUAUCUUUAAGCAAAGAAAAGAAGUUGUGAAAAUUAAAUCAAAAUUCAACAGAUUCUCCCCAAUGUAUGUCAGCCACCGACAAAUCUUGUUCAAGACUUGCUAACAGAGACAUUUUUCUUUAUAUUUUCAAAUGUAGUUCGAAUAACAC
Messenger RNA from Octopus sinensis (East Asian common octopus), 1701 nucleotides. Its product is annotated as papilin-like. The transcript has 8 exons. Bases 124 to 1479 code for a protein of 451 amino acids. Lineage: Eukaryota; Metazoa; Mollusca; Cephalopoda; Octopoda; Octopodidae. Gene Ontology annotation, molecular function: serine-type endopeptidase inhibitor activity. The record is from RefSeq and is a predicted model, not a curated record.